This is a messenger RNA of Radiomyces spectabilis, 1404 nucleotides long. RefSeq lists its product as uncharacterized. The record is from RefSeq and is a predicted model, not a curated record. Gene Ontology annotation, molecular function: RNA binding. Gene Ontology annotation, biological process: mRNA processing. The coding region runs from base 1 to 1404 and encodes 467 amino acids. The transcript is spliced from 14 exons. Gene Ontology annotation, cellular component: nucleus. NCBI's taxonomy places the organism in Eukaryota, Fungi, Mucoromycota, Mucoromycetes, Mucorales, Radiomycetaceae.
AUGGACAUGGACGUAGAAGCUAUGCUGGAAGCUCCUUAUCAGGAGAAACAGAAAGAGAAUCUUCAAGUCAUCGUCGAGAAAGAGAUGACAGCCAUCGAGACGAAAGAAGAAGACAUUCCUCUCGUUCGCCUUCUCACCGCUCACGAUCGAGAUCGCAUCGUUCUCACUCCAGAUACAGCAGUAGACAUCGUAGCCAUUCUCGUGAUUAUCGUCGCCGCUCUCGUUCUCGAUCCAUUGAUAGAGAUAGCCGACAUCGCCACCAUUCACGAGAUCGUAGAAGACGCAGUCGCAGCCCGGCUCGACGCCGCAGUCGAAGCUUUGAUAAAAACCAGUAUGCGAAGACGUAGACGUCGUUCUCCCUCACCUCCUAUUCCCGAAGAAGAAAGAGAUAGACGAACUGUAUUCGUAACACAAUUGGCACAACGCUUAAAGCCUCAAGAAUUUGAAGACUUUUUUGUUCAAGCUGGUCGAGUACGCGAUGCACGUAUUAUCGCUGACCGUAAUUCACGACGAUCAAAAGGAGUGGGGUAUGUCGAGUUUUAUGAUGAAGCCUCGGUUCAGAACGCUUUGGCAAUGUCUGGGCAAAAACUUUUAGGUAUUCCAGUCCUUGUGCAAUUAUCUGAAGCUGAAAAGAAUCGCCUGGCCAUGCAGGCAGAGAGGAACUUGAAAUUGGCGCAACAAGAGCAAGAGCUUUUAUACCAGCGUUUGUACGUUGGAUCGAUCCAUUUCAGUCUUACUGAAGAUGAUAUUCGUCAGAUUUUUGAACCUUUCGGACCGCUGGAAUUCGUUAAUUUGCAUAUGGACCCUGAAACCGGACGAUCGAAAGGUUUUGCUUUUGUUCAAUUCAAAAAUUCUAACGAUGCAAAGCAGGCACUCGAGAAGAUGAAUGGUUUCGAACUCGCCGGAAGAAACUUGAAAGUAGGACUGGUAACCGAGAAACAAACUGCAAUGAUGAGCUACAAUCUAGAUGACGAUGAAACGGCCGGGGUUGCGUUGAACUCCUUAUCACGUACCGAAUUGAUGAAGAAAUUGGCGGCUCGCCAGACGGAUCUGAUGAUGGAAACUGCCGUUGAACCUGCGGUGGUGCCAAAAGCAAAACCGAAUAUUCCACAGAGCGCCACACGCACCAUUAUGCUAAACAACAUGUUUAAUCCUGCAGAGGAGACGGAGCCAGAUUGGGAACGUGAUUUGGAAACCGACGUCAAAGAUGAAUGUAUGCAAUACGGCGAAGUAAUCCACAUUCAUGUCAACACAGAAUCCUUGGGCGAGGUGUAUAUCAAAUUCGAUUCCACCGAUGCAGCAAUGAAGGCAACGCAUGCAUUGAAUGGUCGAUGGUUUGGUGGUCGACAGAUCACGGCCGGUUACGUGCCAGAGGCCAUCUAUAAUGCGCGAUUCUCGUUGUAG